Guillardia theta CCMP2712 is the source of this 2040-nucleotide messenger RNA. RefSeq lists its product as hypothetical. Gene Ontology annotation, molecular function: nucleic acid binding; ATP binding; RNA helicase activity. Bases 1 to 2040 code for a protein of 679 amino acids. The transcript has 2 exons. The record is from RefSeq and is a predicted model, not a curated record. Lineage: Eukaryota; Cryptophyceae; Pyrenomonadales; Geminigeraceae.
AUGGAGCAGAAGUCGAAGAGCAAGAAGAAGAAAGACGGAGUGAAAGAAGGAAGCGAUGGAGACGAGGAAGACGAGGAGGAGGAGGAAGAGGUGGUGAUGGAGGAAGAAAAGCUGGCGAACUUUCAGUUUGACGACGACGACGCCCUGAACGAGCUCGCGCCCAAGGGAUGGGACGUGAGCGAUAUGGUAAAGGAAGAGGACGACCUCCAGGAGGAGACGCAGACAGAGGCUUCAAAGAAGCAGGAGGAGGAGGAGAAAGAGCGUCUGGCGUUUCAGAGAAGGAUGGAGAAGGAGAGGGAGUAUUUCGACGAUGCUCCGGUGCAGUCAGCCGAGACCUCCUCCUUCCAGGAGCUCCAUCUCUCUCGCCCUCUCCUCAAGGCUGUCUCCUCCCUUGGCUUCAUCAAGCCCACAGUCAUCCAAUCCAUGGUGAUUCCCGUCGCUCUGCAGGGCAAGGACGUUUGCGCCUCCUCUCGCACGGGGUCUGGCAAAACUGCUGCCUUCGCCCUCCCCAUCCUCGAGCGCCUCCUCUACCGGCCAAGAAGGGUGGCGGCGACCCGUGUGCUGGUCUUGACGCCGACCCGCGAGCUGGCGGUGCAGGCGCAUGCGAUGAUGGAGAAGCUCGCCGCCUUCACAGACAUCCGAUGCUACAUCGUGAUAGGAGGCGUCAAGAACCAGCUGCAGGAGACGGAGCUGAGGAAGAAGCCCGACGUGGUGGUGGCGACGCCGGGAAGGAUGAUCGAUCACCUGAGGAACGCUCCUGGGAUCGGGUUCGAGGCGCUGGAGAUCCUCGUGCUCGACGAGGCAGAUCGUCUCCUUGAGAUGGGGUUCACGGAAGAAGUGCAGGAGCUGGUCAAGAUGUGCCCGCAGCAGCGGCAGACCAUGCUAUUCUCCGCCACCAUGACCCACGACGUUGACAAGCUCGCCGCCUUCUCCCUCCGCCGUCCCGUGCGAGUGACAGCGGACGGCUCGAUUCGCACAGACGAGACGCAGGGGACGCUGAACAAGGUGGCGGUGCCGAGCUCCCUGCUGCAGGAAUUUGUCCGUAUCCGCAAGGAGCACGAGAAGGACAGAGAGGCGAUCCUGCUCUGCCUCUGCACGCGCACCUUCCACAAGCGCACCAUCGUCUUCUGCCGGGAGAAGAGGAGAGCACACCGUCUCCGCAUCAUCUUUGGGCUGCUGGGGCUGCGGGUCGAGGAGCUGCACGGGAACCUGACGCAGGCACAGCGUCUGGAGGCGCUGGAGAACUUCAAGGAGGAGAAGAGCGACUUCCUGCUGGCGACCGACCUCGCCGGUCGCGGGCUGGACAUCAAGGGGGUUGACGUGGUCGUGAACCUCGAGGUCCCUCGUAACCUCGCCGAGUAUGUCCACAGGGUCGGCAGGACGGCGCGUGCGGGGAGGAAGGGGCGAGCAGUGACCCUGGCUGACGACAGUCAGCGGACCAAGUCGAUGCUCAAGGAGGUCGUUCGCAGCGCUCCUGAUGUGGUGAAGAGGAGGGUAGUUCCCCCCGACGCCAUCGCCGCCAUGAGGAGCCGCAUUGAGGAGCUGGAGGCUGACGUGGCAGCGGUGAUGGAGGAGGAGGCGGUGGAGCGGCAGAUGAGGAUCGCGGACAUGGAGGGAGAGAAGGCGAGGAACCUAGUGGAGCAUGAGGAGGACAUCCUGGCCCGCCCCAAGAAGACUUGGUUCCAGAGCAGGGAGGAGAAGCUGCAGGCCCGUGAGUCGAACCCUUCCAGCGGAAGGAGCCAGGACAGGCGCGAGAGGGGCAAGAGGGGGCGGGAAGAGCAGGAAGAGGGAGAGGACGGAGAUCCCCCGCAGAUCUCCAAGAAGAAGGUGAUCGGGAACAGCAAGGCCGACAAGUAUGCGGGGAUGAACAGGAGGAAGAGGAGGAGGCUGCAGAUGCAGGAGGAUGACGAGCUGGAGAAGGCUGGGGCCAAGUUCUUCGGCAAGGAGGAGGGCCCGAGGGAAAAGAACAAAGCCCUCUCGCAGCGAGCAGCCAAGUCAGCGUACCGCCAUGGUCGACUGGACCCCAAGAAGAUGAGGUGA